Hippocampus zosterae (dwarf seahorse) is the source of this 2104-nucleotide messenger RNA. RefSeq names its product insulin-like growth factor-binding protein 6. The record is from RefSeq and is a predicted model, not a curated record. Gene Ontology annotation, biological process: regulation of insulin-like growth factor receptor signaling pathway. Gene Ontology annotation, cellular component: extracellular region. Lineage: Eukaryota; Metazoa; Chordata; Actinopteri; Syngnathiformes; Syngnathidae. The transcript is spliced from 4 exons. Gene Ontology annotation, molecular function: insulin-like growth factor I binding; fibronectin binding; insulin-like growth factor II binding. Bases 316 to 909 code for a protein of 197 amino acids.
AGCAAUCUUCCUCUGUCCCUGUCUGCCACCCCCUCCUUUCCUCUCUCUCUCUCUCUCGGUAAGUCCCAGCCCCCGAAGGUGUCCUAGCUGUGCUCUCUCUCUCUCUCUCCUCACUCACUGACACGCCGCCUUUCAGCUGUUUAAAAGCCGGCGCCGCGUCGCUCCGGAGCUCGGUUCUGGCAGCGCAGGGGACCCGGCCGCCGGCGACGCACCGAGGAGAGCCGUCGUCCUCGAAGCGGGAGGGCGGCUGCGAAAAGGGAGAGGGCGCAGAGGGGGGGCCAUCGCUUCAGCCCCGUUCACCCGUCGGCGCGCCGAAUGACAGAAAUGCCUCCGCUCCGUAACUCGGCGAGCGUCGUCUUCAUCCUCAUUGUUCUGGGGGCGGCGCGGACGGGGGCCCGGCGUUCGGGCCCCUUCAAGGUCUGUCCCGGCUGCGGGGAUCCGCCGGCGGCGGCGAGGCCCCCCGGGGAGCGCGAGCCGGCCCGGGGGGAGCCCUGCGGCGUCUACACUCUGAGCUGCGCCAAAGGGCUCCGCUGCGUCCCGCCGCCCGGGGAGCGCAGCCCCCUGCAGGCUCUCUUGCGAGGCAGGGGCCUUUGUGUCAAGCAGAUCAGGACCGGUCCCACCGAGAGGCCCCACCCCACAGGUCCUCAUCCGUCCCGCAGCAGCGACAGUGAAAAAGCGCCGUGCCGCAAGCUGCUCAACAGCGUCCUGAGAGGCUUGCAGCUGACCAUCAUCCAGUCGCACCGCGACAUCUACAUCCCCAACUGCGACACCCGAGGCUUCUACAGACAAAAGCAGUGUCGCUCUUCCAAAGGGACGCAGCGCGGCCACUGCUGGUGCGUGGACGAGGCGGGCGCUCCGGUGCCCUCCCGGACCGGCGAGGACGCCGUUCCGCCGUGCGACGGCGAGUGAGAGCCGAGCCUCCGCCAUUGUUCUGCGCCCGGAGGAAGAGGAGGAGGAGCGUUUGCUCGGGGAGUCGGAGGGGAGCUUGAGCGAGGGCUACAAUCGAUCGCCACUUGCCCGGACAAGAGGUAACGGGGAGAGUCAGACAGAGGGAGGGGGACUCGCAGCUCAGGCGUGCGCGUCCAGCUGCGUUGUCGGUCGACAAUGGCGCUCGCCCACGAUCUUGGCCGUCGGUGCCGGAAUACUUUCCUUGCCUCUUGCCCCGGCUUUCGGCUUCCAUUUAUAUUUACUUUCUCUUCUCAUCCCUACCUUGGAAUAGCUGACACUGCCUGUGUUUGUUGUGUUCUCAGUGGGCUGAAAUACUGUUACGCGGGUCAAGUGACACAAAGGUGUCUCCCUCACCAUCUUCUCUCCCUCUGUCUGAAGCUGCUCUCAACAAGCCGAUUCUCUAUUAAUGGGGGGGGGGGGGGGUUGCUCAUUGCAUACUACUCACAACCUUCCUUACCUUCUAUUUUUUGUGGAUGUUGUGUCUGGGGAUGGCGACGAGUUACAUGAAAAAGACCCGGGAUGCUUUAAUUGUCAAGUGAGCGUGGCGAAUGCUUGUCGGAUGAUCGUACUUUCGGUAUGUUGGACUUUGGUGCGUUGACCGCGUGAUACUCUGAAGAUAAGAAAAAAACGUACGGCUGUUUUUCUUUUCAAAAAGUCGUCAGGCAUAUUUUUAUACACCUCAAUAUAUUUUAGAUAUGAAUUGGCGCUUUAUUUAACAACUACAGUAUAUUGCCAUGUAUUUUUCUAUUGUCAGCCAUUUCUUAUUUCAAGACGGAGAUGAUUUUGUUUCAUGUGGGUGUCAAGUCUUUUGCUUUCGGGGCACCUCACUUAAUGGAAAAAAAGAUCCAUCGGCAGAGUUCACUCCAGCCACUGGACACGUUGAGCUUCUUUUCUUUGUAUUUUGGCCUGGUUGAUUUUAGAGCCGACAACGUCCGUGAAAACAUUCUGUUCUCCUCGAUGUGUCACAACGGCGAGAAAAAAUGGUCCAGUCACCCAAAUGGGUGUGCUGAGCGUGAUGACAAUUGAUGCGUUCUGACCAAUCUUGUGCCGACGCGUUACCACGAUGGAUGAAUGUCCGCACGCAAUGGACAUGAGACAUCAUGAAUAAAACAGACCUGAACACCAAGCAAAGAGCGGCUUCUUGCUUCCACAUCGG